Molecule: messenger RNA, 1809 nt
Organism: Pelmatolapia mariae (spotted tilapia)
Lineage: Eukaryota; Metazoa; Chordata; Actinopteri; Cichliformes; Cichlidae
Gene: grhl2b
Product: grainyhead-like transcription factor 2b
Exons: 16
Coding region: 1-1809 (602 amino acids)
Biological process (GO): regulation of transcription by RNA polymerase II; neural tube development; brain development
Cellular component (GO): nucleus
Molecular function (GO): DNA-binding transcription activator activity, RNA polymerase II-specific; RNA polymerase II cis-regulatory region sequence-specific DNA binding
Source: RefSeq, a predicted model, not a curated record
AUGUCACAGGAGACAGACAACAAACGUCUGGUAGUGGUGGUCCCCAACGAGAGGAGGGCGUACACCAGCGAGGAUGAGGCGUGGCGGUCGUACCUGGAGAACCCGCUGACAGCCGCCACCAAGGCGAUGAUGAGCAUCAACGGAGACGAGGACAGUGCCAACGCCCUGGGUCUGCUCUACGACUACUACAAGGUGCCCAAAGAAAAGAGACUUCUGCAACUUUCCAAAGCCACUGAAAUUACAGAGGAACAGGAGAAGAGGCCGAUGUUGCAGAACAACCCCAGCAGCCAAAGCGAGGUGGAGACGGUGGACAACCGCGUUCAGGUCCUCAAGUCUGUCCCCGUCAACCUGUCCCUGAACACCGAGCACCAGGAGACCAAGCGGGAGCAGUUCAGCGGCUCGACGGGGUCGGGGGACGGAGGCUCUCCGGCUGUUGCCGUGGUGAAGGCCGAGGUAUACGCGCCCGUCUUCAUGCCAGGAGGGGGGGCUCACUACAGGGUGGAAGGAGAAGAUUCGGCGCGGGUGAUCUACGAACAGAGUCCGUAUGAGGUGACCACGGUCAGUCACAACUCGUACGCCAAAGACGAUGAGCAGAGCCCGCCUGACAGUCCGUACGAAGAGGAACGAGACGCGAAGUACCACUCACCUUCCUCUCUAGCCACAGGUGACUUCUUAUUUCAUCAGGAGGGAAUCGACAGCUUCCAGUACACGCUGGACGCCACGCGCUCACUGCGUCAGAAGCAGGGCGAAGGGCCGAUGACCUACCUGAACAAAGGCCAGUUCUACGCUGUGACGCUCAACGAGCUCAGCGCCAACAAGCGCCUCCGACACCCCAUCAGUAAAGUCCGGAGUGUGAUCAUGGUGGUGUUCAGUGAGGAUAAGAACCGAGACGAGCAGCUUAAAUACUGGAAGUACUGGCACUCCCGGCAGCACACGGCCAAACAGCGAGUCCUGGACAUCGCUGAUUACAAGGAGAGCUUCAACACGAUCAGCAACAUUGAAGAAAUCGCCUACAACGCCAUCUCCUUCACCUGGGAUGUGAACGAAGAGGCCAAGAUCUUCAUCACAGUGAACUGCCUGAGCACAGACUUCUCGUCUCAGAAGGGGGUGAAGGGUCUUCCUCUGAUGAUCCAGAUCGACACUUACAGCUACAACAACCGCAGCAACAGGCCGCUGCACAGGGCCUACUCACAGAUCAAGGUCUUCUGUGACAAGGGAGCUGAGAGGAAAAUAAGGGAUGAGGAGAGAAAACUGUUACGCAAGAAGUCGAAAGGGAAAGACGGAGGCGUCGGGGUGAUAAGUGUCACCAAGAAGUCCGACACCACCUAUUUCAAGACCAUGACCGACUUGGAUGCCCAGCCCGUGCUCUUCAUCCCCGAUGUUCACUUUGGAAACCUGCAGAGAGCCGGACAGGUGUUUACCUUCAACACAGAGGAGAUUGAGAGAGAAGGGAGUGUGGUGGUGAAGAGGAUGUUCAGGUCGUCAGAUGAAGAUCUGUGCCCGUCUCCUCACAAGCAGAUCAAAGAGGAGGCGCACAAGAGAGUGCUGCUGUAUGUCAGAAAGGAGACAGACGAGGUGUUCGACGCUCUGAUGCUGAAGUCUCCCACGCUCAGAGGCCUGAUGGAUGCUAUAUCAGAGAAAUAUGGCGUGCCCACAGAGAGGAUAGCCAAGGUGUACAAGAAAAGUAAGAAAGGGAUCCUGGUGAACAUGGACGAUAACAUCAUCGAGCACUACUCCAACGAAGACACCUUCAUCCUCAGCAUCGAGAGCUACGCAGACGCCUUCAAGAUCAUGCUGACGGAGAUUUGA